AUGGCCGAAGACAUUGGGCGAAGGAUACAUGAGCUCCUGACUCAGAGCUUACAUGCACCCGAACCACAGCGUUCAGCAGCUGAGAAGAACUUGCAACAACUCCAUAAAUGUCCUUUGACUCUUCCAUUUCUCACUCGUAUCCUAGAGAUGUAUGUAGCAGCUCCUAAUGCCGACGGAAUGCAGUAUAAUCGUAUGCAACUUGCCUUAGAAGACGUUAAUGUGCGUUUAUUAGCUGUUUUGUGGCUAAAACAAUACCUGAAAGAGAAGUGGAAGGUACGAGAUAGUACUAAUACUACUAUUAAUUGUUUAUCCGAUGAAGAACGCGUUCAUAUACGUCAUUUGUUGCUAUUUGCAACACUUCAUGAGUCUCAAGAGACAAUCGCACUUCAUUUAUCACUCAUUGUUGCUGCAAUCGCCCGUACUGAUUUUCCAAGUCAAUGGACAUUCGAGACAUUGUUUUCAAUCAUGUUGCAGCCGUUGAGACGGCAGAAUGAAGCUAUGGAGUUGUCAAGGGAGACGAAACGCGGACUAGACGUGUGCUACCGCAUUGUAAAGGAGCUGGCGACUAGACGACUCAUGCAGCAUCGAAAACAAUUUGCAAUGCUUAGUGUAGAGCUGUUGCCGUUAUUACUACAGUACUGGACAGUAACGGCCACGCAGCUGAAUGAAUUCUUGCAGGCACAGGAAGAGGCAGCAGAGUUGACAAAUGCAGAAAAGGCUACAGCUAUUGUAUCAGCGCUAACGAUCGCAACAGCAGGCGAUCAGCUGCAUAUGUUGACGACCACUACGAAACUUAUCUCGACAAUGCUGUUGAAUGCGUUUAGGGAUUUGGCAGCGCUGCACAAUGGUGAGCUUAUGCGAUCUGCACUUGUCGAGUUCUACAAUCAGCUUGAAAGACUUUUUAGGUUUAAACAGUCAUUUGUAGCAUUGGUUGAGAAGGUGGGCAAGCUUGAGACUGGUGCAGAGGUAGAAAAGGUGAUGCAGACGCUUGACAAGUGCUUGCACCGCAUCGCGGCAAUUGUCGUUGGCGUGCAGAACUCGUACCCGAUCGAGUUUCGAGAAUACUUACCACCAUACCUUACGCUGUUCUGGAACGUCAUUCACUCGUUUGCUGCAAUCUCUUCGACUGCACUUUCAUCGCCUUGGCAGCCCCAGAUUGAUGCGCUCCAAUUUUUUUCCAACGUACUGAGCUGCCGCCUAUAUAAAAAUGAGAGCCUCUCUGGUCCUGAUGGCACGACGCGGAUUGUGUCAAAAGUCAUUACAGCCACGGGAGAUGUUGCAUUAACGGACGCAAUGGUGUUGGAAGCGCAAGCAGCAUUACAGACAUUUUUUACACAGACAGAGGAUCGUUUUGCUUCUAUGAUGAAUCUAGUGGUGAUGCGCUACAUGGCCCUAACUGCUAAGGACUUGGCAGAGUGGCAGGGUGAUCCGGAGGCGUAUUGCACUCUCGCGGAGAGCUUAACAGCGAAUGAGUCGGUGCGAGUUUGUGCGGAAAAUGUUUUUUUGACGCUAGUGCAGAAUUUUCCAAACCAAACGAUUCCAGCAUUGACGCAGACGAUCUUAGCUGCCUCGAUAUAUCUACUAGAACUCGGGCGUGGUCAGGCAUGUAGUUCUGGUGACGAUGAACGAAUACUUGGUAUAGAUGCCAUGCUUUUAGCAAUUGGUCUGGGUUGUUAUGACCUCCACGAUUGCUUUGAGUUUGAACCCUGGUUUCUUACCUACCUUGUGCCAAUACUGGUAAAUCCUGACGCUGCAGUUGGGUCGUUUCAAGGACUACCCGUUUUGCGUUGUCGUAUUGUAUGGCUCGUCAGCUGUUGGCUAGCGCAACUAAAGUCAAACGUUCGACCGCCACUUUACGAUGCGUUGCUUAGUACGUCGACGUUCCUUCGCCAAGGGGACGCCGACGUUGCUCUUAAGCUGCGUAUUACUCAGACAUUGGAAUCGAUGGUGAAUGACUGGGGAUUCGAGCACGAUGCGUUUGCUCCAUUCUUGCCACGGGCGUUGGAGUGCUUGUUUGCCUUCUUUCCGCAAGCACAUGAGUCUGAAAGUAAAAUGAAAGUGCUGGGGUGUUUGGAGGCAAUAGUUCAAGCGUAUGGUGCGCAUAUUAUUCGCUUCUGUCAUCAGAUUAGUGCGCCCCUACCUGAACUGUGGACCAACGAAAGUGGUGCCAGUAAUUUUGUUCGUGGUAAAAUUCUCCAGCUUAUGGCAAAGCUCCUUCAAGGUGUAAGCGAAGCACAGCAAAAUAGUGUGGACGCACGUGUGGAGGAUGGUAGCGUACAGACACUGUUGCGUAUGUGCGUCCAGUUCGUCCGGUUUGCGACUGACGUGUCAAACCCUGACGAAAUUUUUUUGAUGGAAAGCGGACUCGAACUCUGGAACGAAACUCUUGAAAUAUCGACGGUAUACACCGAGGAGGUCCACGCACUCUUUGGAAAUGUAUUGCGGGUAAUGGAACGCGACUUUGAGCAUGUGUCGCUAGCAUUGACUAUAUUGAAGCAAUACUUGCGACUGGGCAAGGUGCAAUUCUGGCAGAGCUACCACUCUAGCGUUUCUAGGCUUUUACGGAGUGUGAUCGGUAACGUUAUUACAGAGGCUUCCUUGCAGAUUGUUCAAGUGGUAGAGAUCAUAGUCGCUACUAUUCCAUCUGAUCAAGUGAGGGAAUUAAUAUCCGUGGUAAAGGCGAUGGUGGAAGCAUGCAUCGCUUUUGAGCAAAAAGAGAAGAAGCGUGAGCCGGAAACUGUUGUUGCCGGAUACUUGAGCGUCAUUGCUAGGCUAAUGAUAAUUGACUUUGACUUUACGCUGGAGACUUUACUAGCGAGUGAUCACAUCGCACUGCAGUUGCUAGUGGAUGCGAUGCUUCGAUUGUUCUACACUGUGGGUUCAUCACCGUUGACGUCAUUGAGACGGAAGGUGUGGGCACUUGCAUUGAGCUCUACUCUCAUGUCAAUGGAGCAGCAGCAGCUAGGGAGGACUGGCCAGAUCCUGGAGAUCUGUGUCGAGGUAAUAGAAGAUGAGCAACAGGAACAAAAGCAGAGACAGACUGCUGCAACUGCAGACAGUGACGAGGAUGGUGCUCGGUCGUUGGGGGUCUAUCGUGCAUUUCAAGCUCACCGCAAGAUGCAGCAGCAACAGCCGAGCGUCGAAGACAUCCCUAUCUUAGCAGUAGAUUUGAAGGUAUUUGUUUGUGGAAAAUUGAAUGGCCUUGCAGCGAAGCUGGGUACCAAUACUUUCAACAGUCUGUUGGAAACAGUGGACUCGUCGGUGCUGCGCAAGUUUCAGUCAUGA
Molecule: messenger RNA, 3285 nt
Organism: Peronospora belbahrii
Lineage: Eukaryota; Oomycota; Peronosporomycetes; Peronosporales; Peronosporaceae
Source: the annotation of a GenBank genome assembly